GCCCUGCCCGGCGCUCUGGGACCCCGAGGAGGCCCUGGCCCGAGGCCUUGCCAUGAAGCCACACUUGAAGCAAUGGAGACAACGCAUGCUCCUCGGGAUCUUCGUCUGGGGGCUGCUCUUCCUGGUCAUCUUCAUCUACUUCACCGACAGCAACCCCGCCGAGCCCGCGCCCAGUUCCUUCUCCUUCCUGGAGACCAGGCGGCUCCUGCCCCUCCAGGGCCGCCAGCGGGCCAUCAUGGGCGCCCUGCAGGAGGGCCCCUCCCCAGGGAGCCUGGAUCCCAACCCGGCGCCCCGGGCGGCCGGGCCCCCCGUGGGUCCCUUCCACGCGGGAGGACCUGGGGACCCGCCGACGUGGGAGCAGGCCCCCGGUGGCCUGGGCCACUCCGAGUUGCUUCCGUCGCAGACGGGGAGGAGAUCUCAAAGCGCCUUCUACCCUGAGGACGACGACUACUUCUUCGCCGUGGGGCCGCCGGGCUGGCAGAGCCACGAGCCGGGGACCCCGGGCUGGCAGCCCCCCGGGGAGCCAGCGCCGCGGCGGGGCGCGCCGCGGAGGCAGCGCGGGAGGAAGGCCCGGAGCCAGGCCUCGGAGGAGGGCGGCGACGAGGGGGAGCGGCUGUCGGCCUCCAUGUCCCGGGCCCUGCUGUCGCGGCUGUGGAAGGGCAACGUGUCGUCGCGCAUGCUGGCCCCGCGCCUGCAGAAGGCCAUGCGCGAUUACAUGGCGGCCAACAAGCACGGGGUGCGCUUCCGGAGCCCGCGCCCCGCCGCGCGCCGCGCCCGCAGCCGCGCCCAGCUGCUGUGCGAGCUGCAGCGGCGCGGCCGCGUGCGCACCCUGGACGGCACCGAGGCGCCCUUCGCCGCGCUGGGCUGGCGCCGCCUCGUGCCCGCCCUGCCCCUCGCCGCCCAGCUCCACGCGCGCGGCCCGCGCACCUGCGCCGUCGUCAUGUCGGCCGGGGCCAUCCUCAACUCCUCGCUGGGAGAGGAGAUAGAUUCUCACGAUGCGGUUUUGAGAUUUAACUCAGCUCCUACCCGAGGUUAUGAGAAAGAUGUCGGAAAUAAAACCACAGUCCGCAUCAUUAACUCCCAGAUUUUAACCAAUCCUAGCCAUCAUUUCAUCGACAGCUCUUUAUACAGAGACGUCAUUUUGGUGGCGUGGGACCCUGCUCCUUAUUCUGCGAAUCUUAACCUGUGGUACAAAAAGCCAGAUUACAACCUGUUCACGCCAUAUAUUCAGCAUCGUCAGAGAAACCCAACUCAACCAUUUUACAUUCUUCAUCCGAAAUUUAUAUGGCAGCUCUGGGACAUAAUCCAGGAGAACACAAAGGAGAAGAUUCAGCCAAACCCACCAUCUUCUGGUUUCAUUGGAAUCAUCCUCAUGAUGUCCAUGUGUAAAGAGGUGCACGUCUAUGAAUACCUCCCAUCCAUCCGCCAGACGGAGCUUUGCCACUACCACGAGCUGUACUACGAUGCAGCCUGCACUCUGGGCGCCUACCAUCCUCUGCUGUACGAGAAGCUCCUGGUACAGCGUCUGAACGUGGGCACCCAGGCUGAUCUACAUCGCAAGGGCAAGGUGGUCCUGCCCGGCUUCCAGGCUGUGCGUUGUCCAGCCCCUAAAGCUGAUGAUGCUCAUUCUUAAGAAAGGGAAUCUUGAGAAUCACUGUGCAAUAAGGUACUACUGUAGUCCUCCAAGUCACAAAAAUAUACUUGAAGCUAGAUGUUAGGCAAUGUAGUGUUGAGUCUUUAAACUGUAAUGAAGUGGUGGCCAUGAGAACUCUGCUCUUCCUAAGCCAUGGACUAUUUAUUACUGCUUUGAAUAUAGAAAUGGAGUUUUAAAGACUCAAGGAAGAUGGAAAAAGAAAAAAAACAUUAAGUAAAAGAGCAUAUGGAAAGCAAAUAGUGUUACCAUGGACAUAAUACCUCCCCAAAAUGUUAGCCUUCUUGUAGGCCAGGGCUUGACCCCAUCAGGAUUGGUUCCAACCUCAGGCUGGGAUGAUAAUGCUGUGUGGGAAAAGUCAAGUUGAGGUCGAGAAUGUCGCUUCUACAUGCAUUCCUCACUCAAGAUCCCGGAUUUUAGGAUGGCGGUCUGUGUUACCACUCAGACAUGUUUAUUUUGACAACACAAGUUCCCCUUGGAACCUAUCAGUUUCUCCACCUCAGCUUUCCCAUGGUCCACCAGACCCAACUCCCUCUGUGUAUCAGAACCAAUUUCUAAAAGCAGGGCUCAUCACUCCUAAACAGUCCAAGGAAAAGCCAAAUGCCUGACAGGCGCCCUGUUUCCCCGGGACUUCAUGACCCAACCAAGAUGAAGUUACGAGCUAGUCUAUGCAGAACCGCAGGGCUGCAGAGCCACGCUGACCUCCCUCGCUCUGACUUCUCCAGCCAUGUCUUCUGGUAGGCAAGUCCAUCCUACAGUUCUUGCACUGAUACAUAACACAGGGUACAGGCUUAUGGGGGACAUCCUUGCUCCUUACAAACUAAAACGGACUUUGCAGUCACCGUUCCUGAGCUGCAGUAGAUACAUACCUACCUGUCUCUUAAUAGAGAUUUCUUGUAGCCUUCAGCUAUUGGAAACUUGGCAGUUAGGUGCUCCAAAGUUUUUACAAAUUCUUUCUAUUGGCAAACAUGUAGAAAUACAAUCUUUGUUUUCAUAGGCAUGUUUUAUGUAAACAGCAUGGCAGAGCCAUAUAACCAAUAAAAUUCUGUGGAAGUAUUGCUCUUUAAUAACAAGGAAUAUAUCUGUGUUUGGAUUGAGAGGCAGAGGAAUAAUUUCAUCCCGAAUUGUUAGCUAGAUUCAGGUAUGUUAAUCUUAACUUCUGUCACUCAUAUAUUAAUGCCUCUCUGACUCGGUGUCUCUCUCUGACUCUUCCCUCCUACUUCUCUCCAGUGAAGAGAGUACAACAGAAGCAUUUUGGAAUAUGACAUUAAACACGACAUUAUUUCCAUAUCAAACCCAAACAUUGCUCAGUGGUAGGUAUAGUUUAGACUUUCUUUGGUAAUGACAAGAGCAGCUUAAUUAAAUACAAUUUUCCUGGCAAAAUGAGUGAGGAGAGACUGUCAGGAAAGUUGAAUGGGAAGGGUUUUUCAGGAUUGGUUUGUUCUAGAAUGCCCACAGGAUUGUCUUCUUGAGCAAGAGUGAUUCUCAGAGCCUGGCAGCUUCCGUUUGCUUAUUCUACCCAGCAGAAAAGAAGUUGGACAACAUGCAACCUCUGUGGCUUACUACAGCUGUGAAAUGAGAGGAUUCGAAAAGUUCCCUUCAGGACAGGAUCUGUGAAAGUCCAUUUGAGAGCUUCAUUACUAAGUCUAUGAGGAGUGAUAGCUAGCUAUGUCUCAUGCACUAACUUACAUCUCAAGUGGCAUUAGGUUUCUUCGUGAUUUCCUAGAAGAACAUGAUCUUGCCACAUUUGUGUGAGUGAUCAUUGCCAUAACUUUGAAUAUAACAAGGAAGCUGGAAUGUAGGACAAAUAUUUCAUCCUAGCAUCCUUGGCCAUUUGAGAACCUUCCAGGCUUUGAUAUUUUAAUACUCACACUAUUAAAGUUCCUUUCGUAGUCUUCCAAGUGACAUUUUAGUCUUACCGGUAUCCUUAUAAUUCAUGACAAUCCCUUUUGAUGAUAAGAAAAUGUGGGUUGAAAAUAACCUAUUGAAGGCAGUAUAAAUAGGCAGUUCAAAAGCCUCAGAAAACACUUCAAAAGUUUUCAACUACCACUCUGUUGUGGUACAUUUUAAAAAAGCAAUUUCAUUAUUAUUUAUAGAGAUUGUUGACAGAAGAGCAAAAAAGAAAUUUAAUUAACUUUUUUUGAAUUUACUAUGACCCUAAAGACUCUUGGAAUGUGGAAUUGGUUAAACAUUCCAAAACUGGUGCAUAUAUUAAUGUAGCAUUGGCUGAGCAUUCUUGUGUUUAGAAAUUCAAAUAAUUUAGCUUCAGACUCUUACACAGUGGUGUCCAUUGCCAUAUCUGCUCCCCAUAUUAGUCAAAUUGUCCUCAGUGGCACUGUUUUGCCAGUCAUUGAAUAAAAUCUUAUGUGCCACAUUUCUUGAACUCCAGUAAACACAUGGCCCUUCUGUGGAAUAGCUAAUACUAAAUGGCAUCUCCAUAACCCCCUUUCUUUCUGGCUCCAUCCCUUCUAGAAUUCUCCAUUCUCUUCAGUGACUGGAAGAGAAUCAAGUCCUCAUGGUACAACCUAAAUUGAUCAGGCAUUUCUUCUUCUGCUUUCAGGACAUAUCAGUCCCUUGCAUUUCAAUAUAAUUUCACCCCAUCCUUUGUUGUUGUUGCCAUCACAAAGUCCCAGAUGUCACAGAGAAUGACAAGGACAAUUCAAAGUAGAUUCUCUCUACUUUGUUUUUCCAAGAGCUCACCUGCGGCAGGAGGAUAAUGUCUAUUGGCUAUGUGAUUCUCAAUCCUAGACUGUUUUCAUAGACACCAAUGAUGGACCCAUGUGGCUGAUCUUUUUUCAGAGAAUAGAUGCUCAGGGACCAGACGUGGUCAAUUCAAAGUCGCACAUCAGCAACUGGGUGCGCUGUAAUAGGCAAGUGAGGGGCCUUCACACAUGUUUGAGUUUCGUGUUUUUCCUUGUCUUUCUGGCAGGAUGUAGAAGUCGAGGUGUCCUGUCUCUCAAGUAGCACUUCCUGUGGAUCUUGUCCCCUUGGUCACUCAGUCCUAUCCUAAUCAACCCUCCACUUUCCAGUAGCCCUCUGUCACCAUAGCCCUAACAUCAAGACAAAAACAAGGUUCAGGUAAUGCUUGGUAGUUUCCAAAUAGAGAAAUAAAAGGACCUCAGUCACUCACUUAUAUGUUUAUAAACUACUUAAUCCCUCAGAACAGAUUAUACCUUAUGUUAUUGGAUGACCUUUGGGAGUGUAAGGAGAACUGUAUUUGUGAAUUAAUCUGGUGGUGUUUAGGAUGUAUUAGGCCAUAUCAGUCUAGAUGACAGAUGGAAGAAUUUCAUCAUGCACCAAUGAUAUGAUUACAGUUCUGUAGGUUUUGUUGUGCAUCAGCACAGUGAUUGUGGUCAAGAUUACUUCUUCCCAUUUGGGCUUGGCUGUGGAAAGAGUGAGAGAAAGGGAGAAAAGCAGGGCUGGGAGAUGAUUUAAUAUGCAGGACAUGUCUCUGAAUAUGUUCUAGCAUAUUAACCUGUUUGAUUUCUGAUUUUUUGACAGUUUAGAGCUCUUGCCCUGUAAUUACACAACUGAUGAAGGCAGCUUCAUUUAGAAAUUAAUUCCUUAGGUAAAAUGUGCCUGAGUCUAAGCUUGUUUUUCUACUCUGGGUAUUUCCUUUGUGAAAUUCUUCUGCAUGUUUCUGUCACUUGGACAUUAUUUAUACAAUUGAUAUAUGGAAAGAAUUUCUUUGAUGGAUCAAUGAAAUAAAGUGUAAGUUCUAGCUCUUCUUUUAUUAAAUGAAUGAAGCCUUUAGUAAGACUAAAAGUAAUCCAGUAUAUUCUCUCUAACUUUAGCCUAAUGAAAUUUGAAGAAUUAAAAACACCAAUAUAGUUCUUAGUCUAGAGACGUGUGUAUGUAGGUAUAGUUAUAUAAUUACAUAUACAUAUCUACACACAUGGUUGCAUUUAUAUUGUGUUUUUCACUCAUCUUUAUGAUGAAACCUUUACAAAAUAAGUUUUAUUUUAAUUAUGUGAGCACUAAAUUUUUCAGAGGAGGAUUACAUUCUAUAUCCUUCUAUUAAAAAAAAAUUCAGUCCUCUACCCUCUACCCUGCCUCUAUAUCAUAUUUUUCAUAUCUCCACCAUGUCAAAAAACAUUUGAAUGAAAUAUUUAAAAGGCAAUAUGAAGGUAGUAUUAUUUCCUAAUCUCAAGUUUUAUUUUAACUCUGAAAUUUGAGGAGAUGUUUAUCUAUAGUGCAUAGCUUUUACAGGAUUGGGGGAAGAAACAUUUACUGGUUCUGUGGAUAAUAGUCUUCUAACUAGAUAGAUUCCAAGCAAGUACAAUGCACUGGUGGUAUUAAAAUCUGACAUUUAUAACAUAUCCUGCUCUGCUCUCAUGAAACUACUUAUGGAACCCUUCCAAUAGAAACCAGUGAACUUUUCUAACAGCUUUGGGAGUUUUUUUUGUAUGAUAAUUUUUAAAAUGAAGUGUGUACUCUUCAAACUAAUCAAGGCUUAAAGUUUUCCAGAAAUUGCAUUUUAGAAGUGUUUGUAUACAUUUUAACACUUGGAUAUUUUCUAUUUUGAUUUUUGUAUAUUUUUACGUAUACACAGU
This is a messenger RNA of Perognathus longimembris pacificus (Pacific pocket mouse), 6204 nucleotides long. RefSeq names its product ST6 beta-galactoside alpha-2,6-sialyltransferase 2 (gene St6gal2). Bases 53 to 1633 code for a protein of 526 amino acids. Gene Ontology annotation, molecular function: sialyltransferase activity. The record is from RefSeq and is a predicted model, not a curated record. Lineage: Eukaryota; Metazoa; Chordata; Mammalia; Rodentia; Heteromyidae. The transcript is spliced from 5 exons.